Drosophila erecta is the source of this 639-nucleotide messenger RNA. It is a transcript of the gene hoip, whose product is annotated as NHP2-like protein 1 homolog. The transcript has 2 exons. Gene Ontology annotation, molecular function: RNA binding. Gene Ontology annotation, cellular component: precatalytic spliceosome; box C/D methylation guide snoRNP complex; U4/U6 x U5 tri-snRNP complex. Gene Ontology annotation, biological process: ribosome biogenesis; maturation of SSU-rRNA; mRNA splicing, via spliceosome. The record is from RefSeq and is a predicted model, not a curated record. NCBI's taxonomy places the organism in Eukaryota, Metazoa, Arthropoda, Insecta, Diptera, Drosophilidae. The coding region runs from base 173 to 556 and encodes 127 amino acids.
AGACUGCAUGCUUGGUAUUUCUGAGCUAGCUGCGAACGGUCCUCUAACGCCAACGCACGUGUUUUGAAAACGAUUUCAAUUAUUCUGCAAUUGCCCUCAGUGAAGCAACAAGCGGAGAGGUUGCAUUUUGAAACACGUUUUUCCGGUAACAACAUACAAUAUACAAGCCAAUAUGACUGAGGAAGUGAAUCCCAAGGCAUUCCCACUGGCCGAUGCCCAGCUCACGGCCAAGAUUAUGAAUUUGCUGCAGCAGGCAUUGAAUUACAACCAACUGCGCAAGGGAGCCAACGAGGCCACCAAGACCCUCAACCGUGGACUGGCCGAUAUUGUGGUGCUGGCCGGAGAUGCGGAGCCCAUCGAGAUUCUGCUGCAUUUGCCGCUCCUCUGCGAGGACAAGAACGUGCCCUACGUCUUCGUGCGCUCCAAGCAGGCCUUGGGUCGUGCCUGCGGCGUUUCCCGGCCAAUCGUCGCCUGCUCGGUGACCACCAACGAGGGCAGCCAGCUCAAGUCGCAGAUUACCUCCAUUCAGCAGGAGAUCGAGCGACUCCUAGUCUAGUAUUUUUUCCCUUAAGUGAACAUACGUACAAAUUGGUAAUUUCAAAUUGAAAUUUUGAAUAAACAUGUGUAUUUUUUAAUGCA